This is a messenger RNA of Saitoella complicata NRRL Y-17804, 2277 nucleotides long. RefSeq names its product Rad4-domain-containing protein. Gene Ontology annotation, cellular component: nucleotide-excision repair factor 2 complex; XPC complex; nucleus. The transcript is spliced from 4 exons. Gene Ontology annotation, molecular function: damaged DNA binding; single-stranded DNA binding. Gene Ontology annotation, biological process: nucleotide-excision repair; mismatch repair. The record is from RefSeq and is a predicted model, not a curated record. Lineage: Eukaryota; Fungi; Ascomycota; Saitoellomycetes; Saitoellales; Saitoellaceae. The annotation marks the transcript as partial.
AAACGAAAGUCGGAUCAGCUGCCACUCUCCGACAAGCAUGUAGAACUUCUACAGGAAGCGACGGCAUCGGCGCAAGCGGGCUCCAGUGGCGACAGACCGAUUAAGAAGCGGAAAAGCGCGAGGAAGUCUGAGGAUGGAGCCAGCAGUACGGUCUCGGUGACUAAAGAGGUCGACGCGGAGAGUUCGCGGGCGUCGUCGAGAAUCAACUCUGAUGCGGAAGUUACGGAUGGGAACGUGGACGAGGACGAGGAUGACGAGGAAAGCGACGUUGAAUGGGAAAGUAUCGACUUAAGUCUACAGCAGCCUGGAUCUCUGAGACCUACGCCACAACCGCCAUCAACGACCCUCCCUCCUCCCCCCGCCCCAAAACAAGGAGGUAUAGAAAUCACCCUCAACCCCCCACCACGCCCCAAAGCCACUAAGAGAUUAGGUCUAACAGCCAUCGACCGAAAAAUCCGGCUCGAAACGCAUAAGCUCGACCUCAUGUGCCUCCUCUCUCACCUCUCCCUCCGCAACGCCUGGUGUAACUCAUCCUCCGUUCAUCGCUUCUUCCGACCACUGUUGCCGGAGGAUGUAAAGACGGCGUUGAGAGGGAGUGGGGAGGGUUUGACGCAGUAUUUGAGGAGUCAGGCGUUUGUUGAGGGGUUGAAGACUGCGGGGGAGGUAUGGAGAGGUCGGUUUACGGUAACGCGGACGGGGUUGAGGAAGCCGGUGCAUUGGGAUGCGAAAUCUCUAGAAAACGCUCACACGUUCGAUUUGGGUGGGGAAGAGGUCACGUCGGAGACCUUCGUAAAAGCUGCGCAGGGGAGCGAGGGAUCCAGAGAUUUGGGAGCGCAGUUGUUUGUUGCGUUGUUGAGGAGCGUCGGGGUUGAGGCAAGGUUGGUGGGGAGUUUGCAGGUUUUGCCGAUUGGGGGUGGUGAGGGUGUUGCUCCGCCGUAUCCGAAGAAGCGGGCAGGCGUGGAGAAGGCAAAGGAUAAGGGGAAGCAGAAGGCAGUUCGAAGUUCUGCCGACAGUACUCCUCAAACACCGCCAAAUGCACCACCCCGACCACCCUCUAAACCUUCCACGCCAGCUGCCUCACCUCACUCACGUCCGCCCCCGGCCAUCGAAUCCGCCUACCCUGUUUACUGGUGCGAAGCCUUCGACACCAACGCACAAAAAUGGAUCGCCGCCGAUCCUCUCGUAACCCACCAAGUCAACAGACCUCAGAAACUCGAACCACCGCUUUCUGAUCCAUUCAAUACGAUGGCAUAUGUGUUGGCGGUUGAGAGGGAUGGGUGUGUUAGGGAUGUUACGAAGAGGUAUACGAAAGCUUUUAAUGCGAAGACGAGGAAGAUUCGGUUGGAGAGCACGAAGGAGGGUGGGAAGUGGUGGGAGCAAGUCCUGGAGAUCUAUGCCCGCACGCAAGAGAAAGCUCGAGAUCAGAUUGAGGAAGCCCAGCUGGAACGUCGCGUCGCGGCUGAAUCUAUUCCGAAAAACGUGCAAGAUCUGAAGAACCACCCUAUCUUCGUACUUGAACGACAUCUCAAACGGGAGGAAGUACUUUUGCCGGGAGCGAAGGCUUGUGGGUCCAUCACGAUUGGGCGAGCUGGGGCGCAGGUUAGUGAGUAUGUGUAUAGAAGGAAAGAUGUUGUGGGCGUCAAGAGCGCUGAACGGUGGUGGAGGGUGGGGAGGGUCAUUAGAGUUGGGGAGCAGGCAAUGAAGCGAGUCAAAGCUCACCGAAGACUCAACGUUAAGGGUGAGGAAGAAGAUGAGGAAGGCGAGACUGCAGGUGAGAUGGUCGGUUUGUAUUCGGAACAACAAACGGAUCUGUAUGUCCCCUCGCCUGUGACGAAUGGAAAGGUACCGAAAAACAACUAUGGGAACAUCGACGUCUACGUACCCUCCAUGAUUCCCGCCGGCGCCCGCCACCUCCCCCGAAAAGGCAUCGACCGAAUCGCCAAACUCAUCGGCAUCGACUACGCCGACGCUGUCAUCGGUUUCGAGUUCCGGAAUCGUAUCGCGACGCCGGUGGUUAAGGGUAUAGUUGUGGCGGAGGAGUAUGUUGAGGCCGUACUUGUGGGGUGGAGUUGUCUUGUACAGGAACAGGAGGAGAAGAAGGUGAAAGUAAAGGAAAGGAGGGCGUUGAAGAGGUGGAGGAGGUUUGUGGCCGGGUUGAGGAUUAGGGAGAGGUUGCAGAUGGAUGACAUAGUGGAAGGUGGUUUUGCGUCGGAGUCUUACGAUACCGCUGGAGCCUAUGCGCAGCCUAUAGAAGAAGGUGGAGGAUUCUUACCUGAG